GCCCCAGGUGUGUCCCAGAGGGAUCCAGGUGACUUCUCUGCAGACUGCCUGCCAUGAUGCCCCACCAAGAACAGGGGGAAUAAAGUGGGGGUCCUUCCCCAUGCCCCUCCCAUGGUCAGCUCCCCAAUGGCCUGGGUGAGGGCGGACUGGCUGCUCUGACACCAUGGGGAGCUGCUGCAGCUGCCUGAACAGAGACAGCGUCCCAGACAACCACCCUACCAAGUUCAAGGUGACGAAUGUGGAUGACGAGGGGGUGGAGCUGGGCUCCGGAAUCAUGGAGCUAACACAGAGCGAGCUGGUGCUGCACCUGCAUCGGCGCGAGGCUGUCCACUGGCCCUACCUCUGCCUGCGGCGCUAUGGCUAUGACUCCAACCUCUUCUCCUUUGAGAGUGGCCGCCGGUGUCAGACGGGCCAGGGGAUAUUCGCGUUCAAGUGCUCCCGGGCCGAGGAGAUCUUCAACCUGCUUCAGGAUCUGAUGCAGUGCAAUAGCAUCAAUGUGAUGGAAGAGCCAGUCAUCAUCACCCGCAACAGCCACCCGACUGAGCUCGACCUCCCUCGGGCCCCCCAGCCUCCCAAUGCUCUAGGCUACACUGUCUCCAGCUUCUCCAAUGGCUUCCUUGGCUGCCCAGGGGAGGGCCCGAGAUCCUCAGCACCCCGGCGCCCCUCAACGAGCAGCCUGCGACACCCCUCGCUCGGGGAAGAGUCCACUCAUGCCCUCAUUGCCCCUGAUGAGCAGUCCCACACCUAUGUCAACACGCCAGCCGGUGAGGAUGACCACCGCAGGAACCGGCAUUGCCUGCAGCCCCUGCCUGAGGGCCAGGUGCCCUUCCCCCCGCAGGCCCGGGGCCCUGACCCACGGGACCCCCAGGUGUUCCUGCAGCCGGGCCAGGUGAAGUUUGUGUUGGGCCCAACCCCUGCUCGGCGGCACAUGAUGAAGUGCCAGGGCCUCUGCCCCAGCCUGCAUGACCCCCCGCCCCACAACAACAACAACGAGGGCCCUUCCGAGUGCACUGCCCAGCCCAAGUGCACCUAUGAGAACGUCAGUGCGGGGCUGCGGCCAGGGGCUGGCUGGAGACUGAGCACGGAGGAGCCAGGCUGGAAUGGCCUUGCCCACCGCCGGGCGGCCCUGCUGCACUAUGAGAACCUGCCCUCCCUGCCCCCUGUGUGGGAGAGCCACGCCCAGCAGCUGGGGGAGGAGGCUGGGGAUGACGGAGACUCGAGGGAUGGGCUCACUCCCUCCUCCAAUGGCUUUCCUGAUGGUGAGGAGGAUGAGACCCCGCUGCAGAAGCCCACCAGCACCCGGGCUGCCCUCCGUAGCCAUGGCAGCUUCCCUGUGCCGCUGACCCGCCGCCGAGGCUCCCCGAGGGUCUUCAACUUCGAUUUCCGCCGGCCGGGCCCCGAGCCCCCCAGGCAGCUCAACUACAUCCAGGUGGAGCUGAAAGGCUGGGGUGGAGACCGCCCCAAGGGGCCCCAGAACCCCUCGGUCCCCCGAGUCCCUGUGCCCACCACCCACCCUGCCCGCAGCUCAGACUCCUACGCCGUGAUUGACCUCAAAAAGACCGUGGCCAUGUCCAACCUGCAGAGGGCGCUGCCCCGAGACGAUGGCACUGCCAGGAAAACCCGGCACAACAGCACCGACUUGCCUCUGUAGGGACUUCCUUCCUCACGCUCCGCCUCACGCUCCUGUCCCCUGAACCCACACCCUGGGGUUCAAGGUUGCUUUGCCGAAGGGCAUUGAGGUGGAACCAGAUGCUUCCCUGCGCUGGCUGGGGUCCCCAAAGAUAUCAGCCACUGAGUCUCCUGGUCUCCAAGUUGGGGAGAAGAAGGGUGACCAGGCGAGGAGGGAGCUGUGACGUAAACUGUGAAGGGUUCCUGUGAUGCAUUUAGUGCCCUCCCGUUAUGUCCAUUUGUCUUGUCUGUCGUCUGUGUGUUUUCUUUAGUUGAAAUUUGGAAACAUUUUGUACCUGUUGAUUUUAUUUAUCAGUUUAUUUUUCUAUUUAUUGUUUUAAAUGUAAUUUAACAUAUUUAUUAUUAAUAUAAUUAUUUUUAAAUUCUG
Messenger RNA from Acinonyx jubatus (cheetah), 2056 nucleotides. It is a transcript of the gene FRS3, whose product is annotated as fibroblast growth factor receptor substrate 3. Gene Ontology annotation, biological process: cell surface receptor protein tyrosine kinase signaling pathway. The record is from RefSeq and is a predicted model, not a curated record. Gene Ontology annotation, cellular component: cytoplasm. The transcript is spliced from 6 exons. Bases 164 to 1651 code for a protein of 495 amino acids. Lineage: Eukaryota; Metazoa; Chordata; Mammalia; Carnivora; Felidae.